This is a messenger RNA of Doryrhamphus excisus (bluestripe pipefish), 3729 nucleotides long. RefSeq names its product splA/ryanodine receptor domain and SOCS box containing 4a (gene spsb4a). Lineage: Eukaryota; Metazoa; Chordata; Actinopteri; Syngnathiformes; Syngnathidae. Gene Ontology annotation, biological process: proteasome-mediated ubiquitin-dependent protein catabolic process. The record is from RefSeq and is a predicted model, not a curated record. Gene Ontology annotation, cellular component: SCF ubiquitin ligase complex. Gene Ontology annotation, molecular function: protein binding.
CUGACUUGCCGGCUGCUGGUCUUCCUGUUCCUGGUGUACGUUCUCAUCGUUGGUGGUUGGCUUGAGGACUUUUUAACAUGGACCUGGGCUGACGCGCUCCACGCUGUGAGACAUGAGGAGGGUCACUGGAGAAUCACUACUUAGCUGCAGCAGCUCUGUCCUCCUGAAGACAUCUGGGGCAUGAAACCAGAUCACGUUCAUCUUUCAUUCAUCACUUCCUCCUCCAUCUCCCUCUACCACACCUCAGUAGGGACCUCUCACUUCAGCUCCACCGCAUUGAUGAGGUAACGUCACGCUCCACUCAACGCAGCACCCACCUGCACAAACGCCACCCUUCCCGUCACCCCUUCCCUCCUUCUGCCACCCGUUCCAUCACAGCCAUGGGCCAGAAGAUCUCUGGAGGUAUCAAAUCUGUGGACGGCCGCGGCGAAAGCGGCGGUUCCCCGUCCUACCGGCCGUCAGCUCAUCGCAGGCAGCACCCAGAGUUGAGGGGCCCAGAUUUCUCCAAGCCUCCCAGGCUGGAUCUCCUUCUGGACAUGCCUUGCGCCAGUGUGGAGACGCAAUUUCGUCACGCGUGGAAUCCAGACGAUCGUUCUUUGAACAUUUUCAUCAAAGAGGAGGAUAAGUUGACAUUUCACCGCCACCCGGUCGCUCAGAGCACGGACUGCAUCCGAGGGCGCAUCGGCUACACGAGGGGUCUCCACGUCUGGAGGAUUCACUGGCCCUCCAGGCAGCGUGGAACCCAUGCUGUCGUCGGGGUGGCCACCUCUGAAGCGCCCUUACAUUCUGUAGGGUACACUGCCUUGGUGGGGUCAGACUGCGAGUCCUGGGGCUGGGAUCUGGGACGUAACCGCCUUUAUCAUGAUAGCAAAAACCGAGCGCACAGCUCGCUGCCAUCUUACCCUUCUUUCCUGGAGCCGGAGGAGUCGUUUACCCUGCCGGACUCUCUGCUGGUCAUUCUGGACAUGGACGAAGGAACGCUGAGCUUCAUGGUGGAAGGACAGUAUUUAGGAGUGGCGUUUCGAGGCUUGAAGGGAAAGAAGCUGCACCCCAUUGUCAGCGCCGUGUGGGGACAUUGUGAGAUAUCCAUGAAGUACAUCAAUGGACUUGAUCCCGAGCCUCUUCCUCUGAUGGACCUGUGUCGGCGUGCAGCCCGCCUAGCAUUGGGUCGGGAUCGCCUUCAGGAGAUCGAAAGCCUCCCUCUGCCCCAGUCCCUCAAGAAUUACCUCCAGUACCAGUGACUGACACCAGCAGAGCCUACUGGCACUACAAGGACACACACAGCCAAGCAGCAGGCAGGCAAACAGCGAGCGCAUGCAAGAAGCGCUUGAAGGAAACGAGGAGAAGAAGGAUGGUCCCGAGUGUGAAUGCUACUGGUGGAUUCACUCACACACGGGGUCCGGUCUCUCUGAGAACAGCAGCACCAGCUUCUCACGGUUCUGGAGCUACUUUUAUUUUUCCUGUAUGGGACUUGGAAUUAAAUUAUUGACAGGGCAUGGUGGAUACGGGCGACGAUCGCCAUCUAGUGCUGAGAAUAGAAACUGUGUGGAGAAAGCACACUAAUCCUUACCCUGGAGGCCUUUAUGAUGAGAUAAGAGUCAGUGAGCACUGACACAGGUGACGGAGGAUUGGAGCACAAAUGUUUUUUUUCUCGCCCACCAGGUCUUCAACCUGUCGCUUGCAUCUGCACUGAAGCCCUUUACAGACAUGUUACAGUCCUGCUUUCAUUCGGCAAAUGCACCUUUAACACAGAAAGGAAAAAAAACAUGCAUUUUUAACUCUUAUUAACUUAUUUGACAUAAUGUAUUAGUUAUUUUUAGUUAAAAGAAUUGCACAAACCUUAACAAUUGUUUUCUUACAGUGAAAGUAUUAAAUGGAUGGAUUACUAUUGGGGUAUUUAUAUUUCAUAAAUAGAAAUGUAAUGAUAAAUACUAAAAGGUAGUUUUUCACCAGAAUUAAUACAGAUUUUUUUAAAUCAAUAAAAAAAGGUUGUAAUAUCAUAAAAAUAAUAUUAUAAGAAAUAAAGCCUAAUAUAGUACUAUGUCAGUAAAUUACUUUUUUAUUGAGGUAGUUUGACCUUUUCUUUAAAAGAAAAUACCACUUUUUUCUGUUAACAUUACUUUAUCCUCAGAAAAUCACAACUUUUUCUCAGAUUUUUUUCCCCAUUUUUAUAUCACCGCAAAAACUAUUUCAGACAUUAUGACUUUAUUCGCAUAAAAUUGCAACAAUUAAAAAAUAAUAUUUUUUUGGGUUAAUAUUUUAAAUCUCCCCCCCCCUUUUUUUCCUUAUUUUUAACUCUCACAAUAUUACUUUUAAAAGUGUUUCCUUAAUAAUAAAUGUUUUAAUAAUCAUUUUUAACAGUACUGUUACGGCUUUAUGCUCAUUAGGUUAUACCCUGUAUCUCAAGAAGACUUUUUUCGAGUGAUAUUGCAACCUUUUUAUUGUAAGAUUGCAGCAUUUUUGCAGAAAAAAAGGAAAAAAGUUGGAAUUUUUUCAAUUUAUUUCUAAAAUGUACGCUGUUCCCUCAUUUAUCACGUGACAUAGGUUCCCAAAAUAUCCCGCAAUAAAUAAAAUCCACGAUAAUUACCUUCUACGUAAUACGCCUCAUGUUCAUUCAACCAUGAUGGUAAUAUUACAACUUUUUCUUGAAAUAAAGGACAUUAGUUUUAUUGUAUCUUAGUACCGCAGUCUUUCAUGCAUUACAGUGAGCACAUGUUAAAUAGUCAUGCUUAAACCAGCUACAUGUCUGAAAGGGGCUUCAAUAAAAGCAAAAAAAAUAUCCUCUAUUUUGUCUUAAGUUGCACUGGACAAGACACUAAAUGUAUUGUGAUGUCAGUCAUGACCAAAGUAUUCCAUGCUAAGAAGCCAUGUGGAGAUAAACACACAAACACAGUAUGCAUCCACAGUGUAGACAGUACGAUUCUAGAAUGUGUACUCUAGGUGGGGUGUAGUACUAGCACGUUAGUAAUGGCAGCUGCUGUAGUUGAAGUACCAGACUGGAUCUGAUUUCACCACACAAACAAUACAACAAUACAACACUAUUCCACAUCUAUGAUUGAUUUAGACAGGAGCGUCAUGUACAAACAUGACCACUUGUGUCGUAGGCAUAUAUGAAAUGCACACACACACACACACACACACACACACACACACACACACACACACACACACGCACACACACACACUGUAGACCAAUUAUGCUUCAUUUCUGAAAAAAGGCUUGAGUCACUUUUAGUUUUUUACAUCUGAGUUUGUAUUCUUCUUCAUAUGAUUGUGUGUGUUGAGUCCGAUUCUGAUGACAUUAGUUCUGUUUUUUGUUUUUUUUUCCCGAACCUAAUCAUUGAUGUUACAUUCAGGUAAAUUUAUUACAAAGAUGCUGGUGAUGAAGGGAGGAAAAUGUCAGGAUGUUUCUUCAAUGCUGCUUUUAUUAAUGUUAUUCUAAUUAUUAUUAUUAUUAUUCCAGGUGAGAGCGGUAGCCUGACUUUGUGUUUCCUUCAGGACCGUUGUAGAAUGUAUGGAGAUACGGUGCAGUUGUUAUCAGAUAUGAAAUGUGAAUAAAAGCAAAAGGUGGAUUUGAGGAAAUGUGUGUACUAGUGUUUCUUUCCGAAAUACAAUACUGCAAUACGUGCAAUACUGUCGCUGACACUGGAAGUCAAGGUGUCUAAACUUUUUCCAGCAAGGGACCACAUGAUAUGCUAAGGAGCUAUAUAUAUUUUAAGACAGGGGUCU